AUGUUGGGCAGCCUUCUCCUACCCACCAGCCCUCCGGGCCCAAGGGGCGCUGCUUAUUCCCCCACCGCCGUGCCGCCCCUUCCCCCGCGUAGAAAUAGCCUGUCCACUACGCCCGCUGCCAAAACGGCUGCCAAAGUCGCUGUCAAGCUGUCCGGCACCAUGGAGUCGCGCUACACCCGCGCCUCGUCGCCCCGCAGGUCCUACAACAACCCCGCCAGAGCCUCGACCGGUGGCUUCGGCGACCCAUACUACGACUCGUCCCACUAUGGCCGCUCCAGCUCGCCGCGCGCCAGCAUCGACCGUCUGGGCGCUGCCACGUCGUACCACUCGCCCUACUGGAACCAGCCCAGCAGCACCCUGAGUUCCCGCUCCAGCAACCUCAAGUACGACUCGUACACGGCUCGCCCCCGCCGCAACACCAAUGACCUGUCAAGGCCCAAUGUGAGCACCAGCGCCCUUCCGCAGACGUCCCUCCCGCUCCGCACACCCUACUCGCCCCACGCGAGCAGCUAUGCCGACCGGCCCAGAAGCCCGCUGGCCCCUCCUCCGUCUUCCUCUUCUUACGACAAGCGAAGCGACCCCUACGUCACGCCCGUCCCUCCUCGAGGCCAUAAGAAGGUGUACAGCGUCGACGACACCAGCCACCUGACCAAGCUGGUUGCCGAGGUGGAUCCUUCGCGCCACCGAGACCAUGCGGAUAGGGGCUACAAUGUCUCGAGCACCAACCGUGCCUACCAUGAACCCAAGCCCGCAUCGCGCCUGUCCGACCUGAACAGCGAUGGCUACUCUUACACCGACCCCGCCAGCAUGUACCGUGACACGGAGCCCGCCUGGCGGCGGCCACGUGCUGGAAGCAUAGAGCGCAGUUCGCGCCCCGCUAGUAUGGUUGCCGAACGCCCCCCACGCAGCUCGACCCGAGAACUCGGUCCUCCGCCCUCGACUCGAGGCUUUGACAAAAUCAACAGUGCCCCGCGGCCGCAUGCCAGGUCGUCUUCGAGUGACCGAAGCCAGGUGCCCAAGUAUGACGCUUACCCAGACCCGCACAUUGCCCGAUCCUCUUCUACGCGCUCUCGAGCCCCCGCUAUCCACCAAGAGCCCCUUCCGCCUCGCCGAGACACGUACCGCGACGAAUACGAUCGCCGCGAUGUUGAGAACAAGCGCCAUAACACGACUUUUGAAGAUCGUGACGUCACCUCACGAGGAUUCGGCAUAGCCCCCGGUCCUCCGGCCCUGGCCCACGAUCAUCACGCUCUCGAUCGUCAGCCCCUCUAUCCUGCCCAAGAGCCUCUUCGGACUAGGCCUCAGGACCCAAGCACCUCGUACUACCAGCCCGAGCGUGCUGAGGCUCGCAUGCCUGAGGCCCGCAUGCCCGAGACUCGCACUUCUCGAGACCGCGACGUACCCCCUGCAGACUACGACAGACGCCCCCGUGAACGAGACCAUAAAUACGAGAGCAGCAAUGGGUUUAUUCCUACCGCUGCUGGAGCCGUUGCCGGUGUUGCUGCGACCUUGGGCGCGGCCGGUCUGAUCAAGUCCCGUGAAAAGGACCGAAACAGUGACCGAGACUCGUCCGGAGAGCGAGAGCGUGAGCGUCGAAAGGAAUACGACGAGCGCGACCGGCGCGACCGCCCUGACGAGCGCCGUGAGAGGAAGCCCGAGGGUCGCCGCAACUCCUUGGCACCGCCUCAGCCCGCCCCAGUCCCAAUUGUUGCUGCGGCCGCCGCCGCGCCGCCGCCGCCACCCCCCGCACAGAUUGCUGCUCCAGACUAUCCAGCCUACCCUGACCCCGAUGCACGCAAAUACCGCGAUCGCCGACACGACGAAGACGACAAAGAGAAGGUGCCUCUGAGAAAAGGCUCGUCACCCGAAGGCAGCGGCGAUGAACGGCCACGCCACUACGUGGACCGGGAUGCUGAUAGGCGAAAGGACCCUGCACCGCAACAGGCUGCUGUAGAUCCAGAUGAGGAAUACAGACGACGGAUUCAACAAGAAGCCGAGCGUGCCAGCCGCAGCAACCGCGAGCGGGACAGCGACUCUGAUCGAGACAGGGAUCGACGAAGGAGGAAAGACGAGCGUGACAGGUCUCGAUCCCGAGGCCCAGAGGAGCGUUCUCGUGCCUCUCCUCCAAGGGACACGCCCAGCUCCCGUAGUGAUGACCGCUCUUCAGUUACUCACAAUGGAGGCAUGGUGCAGGAGCCUGAGACUCUUGACAAGGAGUCGGAAGCUGCUAGCAAGAGCGUGCAGAUUGUCGAGCCACCCAAGGAGCCUGCGCAACCUGUCAAGGGCAUUCUCCGUAAGCCUACUGCCAAGUUUCCAGAGGACCCCGAGCCUAUCCGCGAGGGCGUAGCACCACACAAGGACGCUCUCAAAGGCAAGGACAUUCCUGUUGGAGCACGCUGGACGAGGAUCGACCGACGUUUGGUCAACCCAGAAGCCUUGGAACAGGCCAAGGAGCGUUUCGAAGAGCGCAUGGACUGUGUAAUUGUACUCAGGGUCUUGACCAAGGAGGAGAUUCAAAAGCUUGCUGAUCGCACAAAGAAGAUCCGCGAGAGCCGACAAUUGGAAGAUGACGAGUACGACCAUGAACGCCGCGAAAGAGAAGAUCGUGAGAGGCGAAGCCGCCGCUCCAAGGACGACAGGGACGACGAUGAUCGCGAUGACGACCGCUAUCAUCACGAGCGCGAACGACGCCACCGUUAUGAUGAUGAGAGUGACUACGACGGCCGCGAUCGAUCUAGAAAGGAAGAGGGACGGUGA
Messenger RNA from Exserohilum turcica Et28A, 2757 nucleotides. RefSeq lists its product as uncharacterized. The record is from RefSeq and is a predicted model, not a curated record. The transcript is spliced from 2 exons. NCBI's taxonomy places the organism in Eukaryota, Fungi, Ascomycota, Dothideomycetes, Pleosporales, Pleosporaceae. The coding region runs from base 1 to 2757 and encodes 918 amino acids.